UAAAAGAAGUUUCGCAGGAGACUUUUAUAAAUACCAUAAUGACUUGAAAUGAAUGAUUCAUCAACCAACUAUUCUAGUUACCAACGUUCCAAUUGCAUUCUUCUCUCCCAUGGCCGAAUCACUUCUUUUUAGCUACGGAGAAUCGAUCUUAGGGAGGCUUGCCAAUGCUGCCAUUGAAGAAGCUUCCCUGGCUCUUGGUGUGCAUAGUGAGCUACAACAGAUGAAAGAAACUAUGACACUUAUCAGAAGUGUGCUCUUAGAUGCUCAACAAAAGACUCCGCAUAGCAGUGCAUUGAUCGAAUGGCUAAGACAGGUCAAUUGUGUGUUUUGUGAUGCAGAGGACAUAAUUGAUGAUUUUGAGCGCGAAUCGUUGCAGAAGAAUGUUGUCAACACCUCUGGUAGCUUCUCAAGUAAGGUACGACGUUUCUUCUCAUCAAGUAAUCCUGUUGUUUAUCGUCUUAGAAUGACGCAUCGCAUUCAAGACAUCAACACCAGGUUAGCCAAAUUUGCAGCUGAUAGAAACAUGUUUGCCCUUCAAAUCAUUGACCAUGAUACAUGUGUUGUGCACGUGAGGGAAAUGACUCAUUCUUAUGUAAACCCUUCCAAUGUUAUAGGAAGGGAACAUGAUAAGAAUGAGAUAGUAAACCUUUUGGUGGAAGAUGGUGAUCGCGAAAGCCUUUCUGUUAUUCCCAUUGUGGGAAUAGAAGGUUUGGGAAAAACCACGCUUGCUAAGUUGAUUUUCAAUGACUCCAACAUUAAUGCAUUUUUUCUGUUGAAGGUGUGGGUUUGUGUCUCUGAUGAUUUUGAACUUAAAAAUGUGCUUGUCAAAAUUCUUAAUUCUAUUCCAAACCCAACCAGAGAAAACUUCAAUGACUUUGAGAUAGAGCAACUUCAAAAUCAUUUGAGAAAUACACUUAAAGGUAAGAAGUUCUUGAUUGUGUUGGAUGACGUGUGGAACGAGGAAUAUGAAAAAUGGGAUGAGUUGAAGGAAAUAAUAGACGUGGGUGUUCAAGGGAGUAAAAUCCUAGUGACUACUCGAAGCCAUGCAGUAGCUGCCAUGAUGUGCACUAAAUCCUCAAAUUCAUACCUUCUUGAAUGUCUCUCUGAAGAGAAUUCUCUUUCUCUAUUUGUGAAAUAUGCUUUUGAAGAUGGAGAGGAGAAAAACCAUCCGGAACUAUUGGAGAUUGGGAAAGAAAUCGUAGAAAAAUGUGCAAGGUUACCAUUGGCACUAAAAACGGUAGGAAGUUCGUUGUUUUCGAGGGUUGAUAAGAAAGAAUGGGAGUCUAUAAGAGACAAUGAGAUUUGGUGUUCAAAAUAAAGUAAAAUGAAAAUGGCUUUUUGCAUGUUCUCAAAAUGAGUUAUGAUAAGCUGACUUUAUAUUUAUAAUCAUAUUUUUCUUCUUUCUCCUUGUCGUCAUAUUUCUACCCUAUGGGGAGCACUUGAUU
Vigna radiata var. radiata (mung bean) is the source of this 1445-nucleotide messenger RNA. RefSeq names its product putative disease resistance protein RGA3. The transcript has a single exon. Gene Ontology annotation, molecular function: ADP binding. The record is from RefSeq and is a predicted model, not a curated record. The coding region runs from base 53 to 1318 and encodes 421 amino acids. Lineage: Eukaryota; Viridiplantae; Streptophyta; Magnoliopsida; Fabales; Fabaceae. Gene Ontology annotation, biological process: defense response to fungus.